Bemisia tabaci is the source of this 1827-nucleotide messenger RNA. The record is from RefSeq and is a predicted model, not a curated record. NCBI's taxonomy places the organism in Eukaryota, Metazoa, Arthropoda, Insecta, Hemiptera, Aleyrodidae.
AUGGCUUGUGUCACACUAUCAAAACGAGGCAUCAAAAUAUCAAGUAGUAGUAAAGGUCCGUUGAAGCUGUCUUACGCGGAUACGCAUCCUAUGUUCACAAGUGCCCAAUUCCCGAAUUUCUUCCGCGUAGUACCUAGUGAAAACGCCUUCAACAAACCUCGUCUUAGUCUCUUGUCAUAUUUCAACUGGACUAUCGUUGGAACGAUAUACCAGAACGAGCCGCGAUAUUCUUUGGCGCACAAUAAGCUGGUGGCGGAGUUGGAUAAGAACAACAGAAUGAAUUUCACGGUGAUUGAGACGCAGAGCUUUGCGACGGAGGUCGGGACGGCCAUCCGGAAGCUCCAAGAGAAAGACGUGCGGAUUAUUUUAGGCAAUUUCAAUGAGUCUUGGGCGCGGAGGAUAUUCUGCGAGGCUUACAGGGUGGGGAUGGUGGGGCGUAAAUACCAGUGGUUGAUCAUGGGCACCUACUCGGUGAACUGGUGGAAGGUGCCGGAAACUAAUUGCUCAAUAGAAGAACUCGAAGCGGCGCUCGAUGGUGUGAUUCUCACCGAUUUUUUACCUCUCGCAACUAGCGGUGAGAUCACCAUAUCCGGCGUGAUGGACAACGGCGGAGGAGUACAACAGGCCCGUGCGUGUAUUUGGGGCGUGGUCGACAGAGACCCUUGCCGUACUCUCGCCACGCACCAACUCAACCUCCCGGUCCUCCGCCAAGCAGCCGACGCGACCUGCCAAUUGGCCUACCUCAGCUUCCUGCGCCUCCCCCCUGGAGAGCGGGGCUCCUCCUGCCCCUUCGUGACAGGGCCCGCCACGGCGGACGAGUACAAGGUGGAGUACGACUCGCGGCGGGGGACGGAGUACUCGCGGUUCCACGGGUACACGUACGACGGGAUGUGGGCGGCGGCGCUGGCCAUCCAGCACGCGGCCCACCGCAUCCGCCACUUCCGCAAGAACCAGACGCUCGUCGACUUCCGCUACCGGGACCCCCUCUGGGAGCGCCUCUUCCUCGACGCCCUCCGGAACACCAGCUUCGAAGGCGUCACCCCUGAAUUCCUGAGCCCAGGUUUCUCCGUCAACACCCUCCACAUCCUCUACAUCCACACCCACACACACACCCUCACCCCACACACCACACCCACACCCCACAUCCUCCACAUCCUAAUUGGACCGCGCAAAGCACACAACGCCGCGCCACUGCUGUCUGCCUUUCAAGAACAUGGCGAGGAGGUGAAGGUGGGGGAAUACAAUGGUGUGACGGAGCACCUGGACCUAACGCAAGGGCGGCCCAUACAUUGGGGCCACGGAAAGGGUCCCCCCAAGGACCGCACCCUCACGAUGGUCGAGCGCUCUCGCGUCAAUUUAGCAAUUUUUUUCUCUUUAGCAAUUGCAGCCGCGUGCGGAAUUUGUAUGGCUGUGGUUUUCCUUGUUAUCAAUAUUAGAUUUCGUAAUCAAAAGUAUAUCAAAAUGUCUAGUCCUCAUCUGAAUAACUUAAUAAUAGUGGGUUGUAUACUGACGUACAGCAGCGUGAUCUUCCUGGGGCUGGACUCGACGUUGACCAGCACGGAGGCGUUCCCGUACAUCUGCACGGCUCGCGCUUCCCUCCUCAUGUCUGGCUUCUCGCUCGCCUUCGGCGCCAUGUUCUCCAAAACGUGGCGCGUCCACUCCAUUUUCACUGACGUUAAGCUCAAUAAAAAAGUUAUAAAAGACUAUCAAUUAUUUUUAGUGGUUGGCGUCCUGCUGUCUGUAGACUUUGUCAUUAUGAUAACGUGGCAAGCCAUAGAUCCUUUUUUUCGAGAAAUUAGACAUAUGGAGCCUUAUGUAAGUACAUAA